Molecule: messenger RNA, 895 nt
Organism: Drosophila guanche
Lineage: Eukaryota; Metazoa; Arthropoda; Insecta; Diptera; Drosophilidae
Product: actin-binding Rho-activating protein
Exons: 2
Coding region: 104-643 (179 amino acids)
Biological process (GO): positive regulation of Rho protein signal transduction
Molecular function (GO): actin binding
Source: RefSeq, a predicted model, not a curated record
AUACAAAUUCAAAAACAAAAUUCGCCAACAAAAAUUCACCAACAAAAAUUCACCAAUCCAAAUUCACCAACCAAAUUCACCAACCAAAUUCACCCAAAAAAUAAUGUCAGCCAAACAGGUGAGCUUCGAGGAUGACACUUCCGUCUCGUCCCGCAUUACGCUGUUCAACAAGCGGGCAGAGGAGCACCAAAACUGGAUGGUCGUCAAUCCUUUCGCUCACUACACCGUGCGGGAGAUGCCCAAGCGGCUGAUACGCCAGGAGGACUAUGGACACGCGCCACAGGGCAGCAGAUCGGAGCAGAGAUCGCAGCAGGCGCAUGUCCAGGCGCUGCAGGAAGUGCUGCAGCUGUGCAAGGUGAUCCACGAGUUGGGUCAGCCCAGGCCCAAGACGGGGCAGAUGGGUUUGUCCUUUGGUGAGCUCUUUGAGCAUUACAGCAGCAUCUCGGGGAAGCUAAUGGGCACACUGCUGGGCGCACGGAAGCACGGCUACGUCGCCUUUGAGGGUGAGACGCUGUUUCAGAGCAAGGACGAGCAGGUGCCGGUGUGUCUGUUGCGAUCCUACGACGAGCUGCGACUGGAAAUCAUGGCCAAGGUCGAGGAUCUCAGCGGGAAGGAACAAGAGAUUGCCACAUUAAAGGCUUAGCGUGGCCCGAAAGCUGUCACCUGAUCGCCGACCCGUGUCAAGUUGCUACGGGGUUUUGCGUAUGGCACGUAUGGCACCUGAGCCUUUUUGCAGUUAAUUUAAUUAACAUUUCACCAUAAGCCAGACAGCAAGCCAGCGGUGGCCCACGCAUCCGCAGAUCCCAUCACGUAUGCGACAGGCAGGAAGGAGUUCACCAAAACUCCCCCAGCUAGUCCUCCUGAAUCACCCGAAGCAAAUAAACAAAUUACAGCA